Punica granatum (pomegranate) is the source of this 1682-nucleotide messenger RNA. The record is from RefSeq and is a predicted model, not a curated record. Lineage: Eukaryota; Viridiplantae; Streptophyta; Magnoliopsida; Myrtales; Lythraceae.
AAACCAACGGGGGGAAAAAUAAAUAAAACAUGUGAGAAAACCAUUGAAGUUUGGUGAUGGAACAAUAAUAGGGCCACUUUCACCUGUUACUCUCGUUUCUCUGUUUGAAGAUCAAUGGACUCCUCGCUGACUCGGGCGCUCCGGCCGCCGGAGCCGGCUCUCCUCCGCCGGGGAAGCACCUUCCUAGUCGGAGAUGCUCGGAGCCCUCUCCUCCGCCGGCUAAGUCUGAGGCCGACGCCUCAUCCCCCCGCCUGCGCCACCAGGCUAGUCGUCUCUGCCUCCAAGAAGAAACCGCCGAUCGAAGGCGUCAGCGACGAGCUGAAUGCCAUCGCCUCGCUGAACCUGGACCACGCUCCGGCGCGCCGGAGGGUCCGCGACGCCUUCAAGCAGGUCCAGCUGCAGCUCGAUCACUGCCUGUUUAAGCUCGCUCCUGCUGGGAUCAGAACUCAGGAGUGGUAUGAUUGGAGCUCGAAGGGCCUUGAGAUCUUCUGUAGGAGCUGGUUGCCUGAGCCGAAUGUUCAAAUCAAAGGUGCUAUGUGCUUUUGCCAUGGCUAUGGUGAUACUUGCACAUUCUUCUUUGAAGGUAUUGCCCGGCAUAUUGCUGCAUCUGGCUAUGCAGUUUAUGCAAUAGAUCACCCAGGUUUUGGUCUUUCAGAGGGAUUGCAUGGUUACAUUCCAAAUUUUGAUGAUCUAGUCGACAAUGUGAUUGAGCAGUACAGAAAUAUCAAAGAAAGACCAGAAGUGAGAGGGUUGCCUCACUUUAUAUUGGGGCAGUCCAUGGGUGGAGCUAUCGCUAUCAAGGUUCAGCUAAAGGACCCUAAUGGAUGGGAUGGAGUCAUCCUUGUGGCCCCAAUGUGUAAAAUUACAGAGGACGUGAAACCACCAGAACCAGUGGUCAAAGUUUUGACUCUCAUGUCCAAAGCUUUUCCGAAAGCCAAGCUCUUCCCGGCCUUAGAUCUGGCUGAGCUGGCCUUCAGGGACCAGAGGAAACGGAAAUUGGCUGUGUACAACGUGAUCUGUUACGAGGACCGAACGCGACUCAAAACUGCUGCUGAGCUUCUCAGGGCCACUGAUGAAAUUGAGUUGCAAGUAGAGAAGGUUUCAUCUCCAUUGCUUAUUCUUCACGGGGCAGCAGAUAAGGUGACGGAUCCUUCGAUAAGUCAUUUCCUUUAUGAGAAGGCAUCUAGCAAGGACAAGACAAUUAAGCUUUACGAAGAAGGGUAUCACUGCAUUCUCGAAGGCGAGCCUGAUGAAAGGAUUUUUGCAGUCCUUAAUGAUAUCGUUUCCUGGAUGGAUUCUCGGUCUGGCCUCAAAGCUAAUAAUCCUCGAUCGAUGGAAACUGAGCUAAUCCAGGCUGUAAAUCUCCAGUCACCGAGGAGAGAUUAGCAGAGAGAUUUCAUUGUUUCCAGACUCCAUGCUGGUCCGGGGCUACAGUUACUUGUGGUCUCGGUUUCCUCAUAUGAGAGCUCAGAUGAAGACCGUAUCCCUCUUGUGAACUGAGAUGCAUUUGUGACGUGAACUAAUAAGAGCUUGUUCAUGUAAAAUAUACUUUUGAGUUGUAUUGAAUUUCUUUUCUUUUUUAUGUUGUGAUAAAAGUGGUUGGUCCGGUCGGCUCACCCGAUGAACCCAAACCUCUUGAAUCUUGAUUCUUAGUGAAGACAUAUAUCACUGUGUUAUGCCCA